Molecule: messenger RNA, 1827 nt
Organism: Fusarium poae
Lineage: Eukaryota; Fungi; Ascomycota; Sordariomycetes; Hypocreales; Nectriaceae
Exons: 7
Coding region: 1-1827 (608 amino acids)
Biological process (GO): regulation of DNA-templated transcription; DNA-templated transcription
Molecular function (GO): zinc ion binding; DNA-binding transcription factor activity, RNA polymerase II-specific; DNA binding
Source: RefSeq, a predicted model, not a curated record
AUGCAGUCGGAACCUCAAGCCAAAGGCUCAAAGCAGCAGCGCUCUAAGCCAAUCAAAAGGCGUGCCCGAAUCGCAUGCAGACCGUGUCGAGUCCGCAAGGUCCGAUGCGAUGUUGCUUUGCAUGGCACGCCUUGUAUCAACUGCAAACUAGACGACCGGGAAUGCACCAUCUCGCCAAACGCGAGAAAACUCAGUUAUCUCAGCCCAGGGCAAAAUGUCUUGAAACUUGGAUCAAAUCAGUCGCAACCACUACCUCUUCCUCUCGUCCAGCCCUCCACCCUUCAACCACCCUCAGAAUCUGAAGUGCAGGACGAUCCAGCCGAUCCCGGGGUUCUCAAGGAUCUUAGUCCUGCAGGAAUUACCGAUGUAAGCGAUGUCAUCAAGCUACCAGUGGAAGUGUUAGAUACUAGUCGGCAGCAAAGUCCACAGUCGGAUCAGGCUUCACCUAGUAUUGGAACUCCAGGUCCAUGUUCAGACCUGACACGGGCCGCCAGACUGCUAUUGGGAGACACUGGCAUGCCGCCUAUCUCAGAGGGUCGUGCAAGCUCCAUUGCCUCUCGGAAAAAUGGGAAUGAAACGUUUGUUCAUUUUUCUCAUUAUCGGUGUAUCGAGGCAUAUGACCUGGACCAAAUCGAUCCGUCGGCUGCUCUACUUCUUGAGGAGUAUGCGUGCUUUCAUGUUCCUCCCAGACCCAUGCUUGAUGAAUUCAUCAGACACUACUUCCUACAUAUCCAUCCAGUACUCCCUGUUAUGGAUGAGGUGGAAUUCUUGGACAUGUUCCGUACGGACACCAUAACACGCCCUUGUCAAGGGCAAGUGCCACUUUUCCUCUUCCACGCCAUACUAUUUCUCGCCAGCUCGUAUGUUUCCUAUGCUAGUUUGCGCAAGCUAGGAUUCGACACAGCACGUGAGGCUCAAGCUGAGUUUUAUAAAAGAUCUAGGUUUCUCUUUGUGAUGUGUCCGUGUACUAACGACGCUGCCGGAGCUCGAUGUGCGCUGAUGCUGACGUAUCACGCACCUUUCACCAGUGAUCGGGCCAGUGCUUUUUGGCUAAGCCAAGGGAUUGAAUACGCUAAAAGAGCUGGGGCUCAUUUAUACUCUCAUAUUGAAGAGAACUCACGCGAAAAGGCGUCUCUAAAACGUCUAUGGUGGUGCUGUAUAUUGCGUGAUCGGAUCAUGGCGCUGGGACUCCGACAACAGCUGCAGAUCAGGCCUACAGAUUUCGAUUUCUCUCUACCAGGACUGGACCAAAACGACUUUAAGGAUGAGAUGAGACUUUCUAUGGUAUACGAUUCGACAACUAAAGUCAUCUUGGUACACCUAAUUGGAGUGCUGUGCGAGCUAGCCGUCGUGCUAAACGGCGUUCUCACAGUUCUUGAUUUGGGAACAUCCUUGAAAGCAGAUCAAUUCCCGACAGGGUACGAGGAUACUAUGCGGUGGUCCCGCGAGCUCGAUAGAUGUUACCACAACACUGCGAAGGCUUUUCUCUGCCACCAUAGUCUCCUGCUCCUUACAGUGGGAGAGUGGAAGCAAGAUGACCUGGACAGCCUUCAGCUACAAGCGCAAAUGGGUAUGAUUGAAUCUCUACGCAGCAUAACCGAUAAUCUAUUUGAAUUGGAGCACAUGGGUCUUUCUCAAUUUUUACCUAACACUUUCAUCGGAUUCUCUGCUUUCCCGUUUAUCUGGUACUUACUUGACGUGAGAUCAAAGCCUGUUAGCUCAUCACACAAGACUCAGAGAGGCCUGAAAGUAUACAUCAAUAUCAUGCGGCAGUUCCGAUCAAGGCUCGGACCCACUACACUGCAAAUCCACGUGGACCACAUAUAA